This is a messenger RNA of Drosophila takahashii, 1203 nucleotides long. Its product is annotated as serpin B9-like. Gene Ontology annotation, molecular function: serine-type endopeptidase inhibitor activity. The record is from RefSeq and is a predicted model, not a curated record. NCBI's taxonomy places the organism in Eukaryota, Metazoa, Arthropoda, Insecta, Diptera, Drosophilidae.
AUGACAGUUGCGGUUACGAUAGGCUUACUGUUGUGCCAGUGGUUUUGCCAGGGUGAAGGGUUAAUUCCCAGUGAACCUUAUCCGGCUGGCUGGCCCGCCCGUCAAUAUCCCACCUUGCUCCAUAGGGCGAUUGUCGAUGGGGUGCACAAUGAUAUUCCCGAGGGACUGAUGAUCGGCCAUGAGGCUUUAAGGACAGCCUUUGGUGUCCUACUGGCCAGUUCCAAUGGCUCCACGGCGGAUGAGGUGCGGGAGGCCAUGGCUGUGAACUUGGAAUCCCAGAACCUGAAACCCUUGACGGAUAAAUUUCAAGAGGUCGGUUACGUAGGAGCCUAUGUGCCACCUCAACUGAAGAUAAAGUCGGAGUAUGAGGACAUGGUUCGCGACAUGGGCGUGGAUCUGGUGCCCUCGUCUGCCAACAACACGUUGGAAAGACUCAUGAACAAGCUGGAACCCAUCAGUUUUGAACUGAGAGAUAUACCGUCCUCAGAUGAUCUGCCCUACAACCUGCGUUUGCAGCCCGAAGUCUUCAUUGUGACAGCGGCCUCCUUUCAAGCCGAGUGGGCGGAUGCGGAUUUCCAUAUCGAGAAUCGCCGGAUGAGGGAGUUCAAUGUGGACGAGCGAAGACAAACCUUUGUGGAAACAUUGUAUAGUCUGGCGAAAAAGAGACAGGUGGCCCAUCUUCAUGGGCUGAGGGCCACCAUUCUGUUGCUCCCGUUGAAGAAUAGUCGGGUGAAGUUCAUGGUCCUUCUGCCGGAUCUCAUCCAAGGAUUGCGUCAGCUCGAAAAGGAGCUGGAAUUCGUGGAUCUGCGAAGCUUACUCGGAUUAAAGAUGUCUCCCCGACGUUACGAUGUUCGUCUGCCUGUAAUGAAGAUCCUGACCAACAUUGAGCUGGCCGACAAUCUGGGCUUUCUAGGCAUUCGCCAGGUUUUCAAUCCCCAAAAAGCCGAUCUCAGCCGGAUAACGGGUAAAAAAGAUCGCCUCUGGGUUCGCCGAUUUCCGCAUUUGACCUAUUUCACUCUGAACGAACAGGGCAUUAAUAUUGGAAAAGAUGAAAGACGUCCUGAAGGCCGAAUUCAAAAUAAUGGCGAGACACGGAACCACUUUUAUGCCUCACAUCCAUUCUUUUUCGCUCUGUUGGACGAGCACAAGAUCUAUGCCACCGGUCGAUAUGGCCAACUAUCGGUUGACCCAGAUGAUAUGUGA